Messenger RNA from Caenorhabditis remanei, 471 nucleotides. RefSeq lists its product as uncharacterized. NCBI's taxonomy places the organism in Eukaryota, Metazoa, Nematoda, Chromadorea, Rhabditida, Rhabditidae. The coding region runs from base 1 to 471 and encodes 156 amino acids. The transcript has a single exon. The record is from RefSeq and is a predicted model, not a curated record.
AUGCUGUCAAAACCUGAAAAGGACUGCUGCAGUUUGCAACCGAUUCCAGAGGGCUCUAUUGCAGAAGACUCAGAGAGUCCCCCAGCACUCACUCCAGAACCAAAACCAGACGAUGCCGAAAUGGGGCUCCUCCCAAAAAUGCCCACGUUGGAUAGAAGUCUAACCGUCGCCAGACCACUCAACACCGCCCGCGUCAUCCGUGACCCACUAGCCAUCCGCGGCAGAUCUCCAAGACCAUCGGACACCCGGUACCUUUCCAUCGAGCACACUCCACUCCGCCAGAAUCUUCAACGCCAAAACCGUCGCCGUCCGAGUUACCGUGUCUCAAUGUGCAUGAAAGUCGCCUGGAUCCUGUGCAUCAUUGGGACAUUCCUCCUCGCUAUCGCUAUCCUUCUGAUGGUUGGACUUCUCAUCUUCAUGUGCAUCAUGCAUCCGGAUCUCAUUGGUUCCAACAUCUUGAAGAGGAACUAG